Molecule: messenger RNA, 504 nt
Organism: Spirodela intermedia
Lineage: Eukaryota; Viridiplantae; Streptophyta; Magnoliopsida; Alismatales; Araceae
Source: the annotation of a GenBank genome assembly
AUGUGUAACCAGUCCUUCCACUUCUCCAAGGAGUUCAUCGGCAAGCUCAAGGGCAUGGUCAAUGGUGGCGACCCCAGCCGUCAAGUGAGCACAUUCUUGAGCGUCCUCACCCACAUGUGGAAGAAGACGACCUUUGCGCGCAAGCUUCCUGACGAUGAGAUGACCCAAGUCAAACUUGUUGUCAACGGCCGGCAGAGGAUUAGGCCCCCCGUGCCACCGGAGUACUAUGGCAACCUUGUGCUCUGGGCCUAUCCAAAACUCACGGCUGGAGAGGUACUCUGGGUGAGCUACUCCCACGUGGCACAGGUGAUCCGCAAGGCAGUGAACAAGGUGGACGACAGCUACUUCAAGUCAUUCAUCGACUUCGGGGAGCAACUUAAAGGGGAGGGAGGCGCAGAGAUUGCCGCGACCAUGCCUAUGGUGGGCGACUUUCUAAACCUCGGCAUCAAGUUCAAUAGUUGGUUGAGCCUCCAAUUCCAUGAGUUGGAUUUCGGCGGAGGAUAA